AUGCGUCUUACGUCGCUUUCCUCUCUUCUCUGUCUUGCAGGCCUGGUUUCAGUACCAGUAAAUGCCUACGAUGACCCCAAUAUCAAGAGCAUCCCUCUUCGCACCCACAGCCUUUCUCCGCCAUAUCUCGAUUCGGAUUUCCAAAGCCGCUGGUUCGACUUCGGAGGAGAUACAGUAGUCCGCGCCGACAAGUACCUCCGUCUUACGGCCGACCGACCAUCCCAGCAAGGAUGGAUCUUCUCUCGCGUGCCUCUCACGGCGACCAAUUGGCAGAUCGAACUCGAGUUUGAGAUCCACGGCGCCGGCAACUUGCACGGUGAUGGAUUUGCCCUCUGGCUCACCAAGGAGCGCGCCACUCAAGGCCCCGUGUUCGGCUCGACAGACCGAUUCGAGGGUCUCGGUAUCUUCUUCGACACCUAUAAGAACAACCGCCCAGGUGUGUCGUUCCCAUACGUCAUGGCCAUGAUGGGUGACGGCCAGACCACCUACGACCAGGCGCACGACGGCAAAGCGAACGAGCUGGCCGGUUGCUCCGCUCGUGGUCUUCGCAGCGCCCCCGUCCCCACCAAGGCCCGUCUCACCUACUUCCAGGACAAGUCCCUCACCCUGGAACUGCAAUACAAGACCGAAGACUCGUGGACCAACUGCUUUACUCUCAACGCCGACGAGGCUAACAUUGCCAUUCCCUCCGUUGCUUACCUCGGUCUCUCCGCUGAGACGGGUGAGUUGAGCGACAACCACGACAUUAUCUCCCUCAAGGCUGAGAACUUAUACUCCCUCAACCGGAACAACAACAACGCCGGCAAGGGCUCCUCUGACGGCCGUUCCAAGGGCCGUGACGGCGCCAAGGCUUCUAAGGAGGGUGGCAGCUGGACCUGGUUCCUGUUCAAGACCAUCAUGUUCUUCGCUGCUAUUGCUGGUGCAUACUUUGGCUGGACGAUCUACCGGACCAAGGCCCGGUCUUCGCGUUUCUGA
Penicillium arizonense is the source of this 975-nucleotide messenger RNA. Its product is annotated as legume-like lectin family protein. Gene Ontology annotation, cellular component: endoplasmic reticulum membrane; Golgi membrane; COPII-coated ER to Golgi transport vesicle. The coding region runs from base 1 to 975 and encodes 324 amino acids. NCBI's taxonomy places the organism in Eukaryota, Fungi, Ascomycota, Eurotiomycetes, Eurotiales, Aspergillaceae. Gene Ontology annotation, molecular function: D-mannose binding. The record is from RefSeq and is a predicted model, not a curated record. The transcript has 6 exons. Gene Ontology annotation, biological process: endoplasmic reticulum to Golgi vesicle-mediated transport; Golgi organization; endoplasmic reticulum organization.